AUGAGGCUGUGUGUUUCCUUAGCAUUCAUCUGUAUGACGCUCUCAGCAGUGUUUGGGUUAAAGUGUUUCACCUGCUGGAAUGCAAACCCCGGUACUUGCACUCAGGUGUGGAACUGUCCUCAACAUUACGACCGCUGCAGCACCACCAUUGCUGCUGAAAAUAUGAUCACCAAGGAAUGCAUGAGAAGUGAUAUGUGCAAUAACGUAGAUUCCUUGGGUGUCAGAUGCUGCGCUGAAGACCUGUGUAAUGGAGCUAAACACGCUGGAGUCUUUGUCCCUCUCCUUUUAGCGCCCUUAGCCAUCAUUACACUCUUCAUUUGA
Messenger RNA from Anoplopoma fimbria (sablefish), 321 nucleotides. RefSeq names its product CD59 glycoprotein-like. The record is from RefSeq and is a predicted model, not a curated record. Lineage: Eukaryota; Metazoa; Chordata; Actinopteri; Perciformes; Anoplopomatidae. The transcript is spliced from 3 exons. Bases 1 to 321 code for a protein of 106 amino acids.